GCGCUUCUAGAUGUGCAUCAAAUCCGCGUCGCCGGCGCCCGCGUCAACAAUAACAUCACCACCAAACCCACCGCGCAAAGUGGUAUCCCAACCGGUGAUCCCGUCCCAUGGCACGCUGGGCGCGGUAGAAUGGAAACCUUCGUCCCGGGUACAGCGUGCAGCGUGAGAGCUGACCAAUCUGUUGAGGAUCCCUCCCGCCCUCUCUCAAGUCUCUCAUCUGUCUUUUCUGUCACGAUACCUUAUUACUAUACAGUCUCCUUACGGCGUCGAGCACGCUCAGGCUGUGGAGCUCUGCUUCCCAAGUGUCCCUGUUUCCAUUUCCGUUUGUCCCGUCCCAUCCCUACCUAUGGCAUCCAAGCCCCCUCGUUGGAGAUCCACCAUCGAUAA
This is a messenger RNA of Colletotrichum orchidophilum, 387 nucleotides long. RefSeq lists its product as uncharacterized. The transcript has a single exon. The record is from RefSeq and is a predicted model, not a curated record. NCBI's taxonomy places the organism in Eukaryota, Fungi, Ascomycota, Sordariomycetes, Glomerellales, Glomerellaceae. The annotation marks the transcript as partial.